Messenger RNA from Aspergillus pseudotamarii, 1117 nucleotides. Its product is annotated as serine hydrolase FSH. NCBI's taxonomy places the organism in Eukaryota, Fungi, Ascomycota, Eurotiomycetes, Eurotiales, Aspergillaceae. Gene Ontology annotation, cellular component: nucleus; cytoplasm. The transcript is spliced from 5 exons. Bases 275 to 934 code for a protein of 219 amino acids. The record is from RefSeq and is a predicted model, not a curated record.
GAAAAAUGAAAAAAAAAAAAAAAAAAAAAAAAACAUAAAAUAUGCACAUGAUACCACGACAUUUCAAUUUACGUUACGGAAUUGAGUUCACUUGUAUAGAUGAACUUUGCUAUGGUUCCCUAGAUUGAUCGGUUUUAUUUAGACUGCCUCGAGCCCCGAGAUAAUCCCUUAUGUUCCCCUUUGGAAGAGGCGGACAGUACUAAAGGCUACAAUUUUCCACCUUUCAUGCUCUUUGGAUUCUAGACUCCGCUCCGUCGAUCGGUCUCCAGGCAAAAUGAGGUUUCUUUGUCUACAUGGCAUUGGAAGCAAUUCCCAGAUGUUUGAACAGCAAACAGCCGCUAUUCGAUACGAGCUUGGCAACCAACAUACCUAUGAAUUCGUCGAAGGCGCAUUGCCCUGGGAGUCGUCCAUUAAAAAUGCCACCAAGACGGAUGAACCAACAUUCAGCUUUUGUGACCCUGACCAGCCGCAAUCAUGCCGACAGGCUGCUCGCGACAUCGAGGGGUACAUCAAAGAGGAGGGCCCUUUCGACGGAAUUAUUGGGUUCAGCUUGGGAGCAACCAUGGCCCUUUCGUGGUUGGUGAAUUGGUAUCAGACCAAGCAGGAGAGUGGGUCUGAUGUCGCGCCAUUUAAAGUGGCUGUCUUUUUCUCGAAUGCCAGGCAGCCAUACGAUCACGAUGCAUUUGCUACAGACCGCAUUGCAUAUUUGGAUUCCACCCAAAUGGGUAAAGUGAUUGACAUGCCAACUGCCCAUAUCUGGGGAUCGACGGACCCACAGGCUGAGGAAGCACAGCAAGCUGUGGAUUUUUGUGAUUCGGAAAGAAGAUCCAUCUUCGUGCAUGCAAAAGGGCAUGAAAUUCCUAGCUCAGUGGAGGACACAGUAUCCAUAGCGAAGGUGAUCAAUCGCGCCAUUUACCAAGUCGAAAGAAAAUGAAAGCUGAGCCGUUGAGAACCCCUUGCAGGAAAUUGUCACUGUAUACUGUAACACCUCUUCUAGCAAGGUAUAAACCAAUACAUCGGUAUGAAUGCGUAGUGACAAAGCCAAAGAUCUGUCUCACUCUCCUGUAAGGCGACCUGCCCGCAUAAUAUUUCCUUUUAUUGCAUUCUGCAUGCUCCU